Messenger RNA from Salvelinus namaycush (lake trout), 1314 nucleotides. Its product is annotated as oxysterol-binding protein-related protein 1. NCBI's taxonomy places the organism in Eukaryota, Metazoa, Chordata, Actinopteri, Salmoniformes, Salmonidae. The record is from RefSeq and is a predicted model, not a curated record. Gene Ontology annotation, cellular component: cytosol; membrane; intracellular membrane-bounded organelle. Bases 1 to 1314 code for a protein of 437 amino acids. The transcript is spliced from 12 exons. Gene Ontology annotation, molecular function: cholesterol binding.
AUGUCCGGGGAGGGUAACCAUGGUAACCAGAAGGCCCAGUGCAAUGGAGUAAAGAAGCACAGAACGUCUUUACCAGCGCCCAUGUUCUCCAGGAAUGACGUCAGCAUCUGGAGCAUCCUGAAGAAAUGCAUUGGCAUGGAGCUGUCUAAGAUAGCAAUGCCAGUGAUCUUAAACGAGCCCCUUAGUUUCCUGCAGCGGCUUACAGAGUACAUGGAGCACACGUACCUCAUCCACCAAGCGAACACCACCACAGAUUCCAUGGAGAGGAUGAAGUGUGUUGCAGCGUUUGCUGUGUCUGCUGUAGCUUCACAGUGGGAGAGGACGGGAAAACCCUUCAACCCACUACUGGGAGAAACCUAUGAGCUCAUCAGAGAGGACCUAGGGUUCAGGUGGAUGUCGGAGCAGGUUAGCCACCACCCCCCCGUCAGCGCCUUCCAUGCUGAGGGCCUGCAGGAGGACUUCCUGUUCCACGGCUCCAUUUACCCCAAACUCAAGUUCUGGGGAAAGAGUGUGGAGGCGGAGCCUAAAGGCAUCAUCAGCCUGGAGCUACCAAAAUACAACGAAGCGUACACCUGGACAAACCCUACCUGUUGUGUCCACAACAUCAUCGUGGGCCAGUUGUGGAUCGAGCAGUACGGCAAUGUGGAGGUGAUCAACCACAAGACCGGAGAGAGAUGCAGCCUGAUAUUCAAACCAUGUGGCCUCUUUGGCAAAGAGCUGCACAAAGUGGAGGGCUACAUUCUAGAUAAAAGCAAAAAGAAGCUCUGUGCCAUCUACGGUAAAUGGACCGAGUGCUUAUACACUGUGGACGCUGACACUUUUGAUGCUCAUAAGAAAUCUGACAAGAAGAACUCAGAGGAGAAGAAAAGCAACAUGCAGACCAGUGUAGACGAGGAGCCAGAGGAGAUGCCCCUGCCUGACGGAGACACGGUCCAGGUCAUCCCAGGAAGUGAGCUGAUCUGGAGGAUAGCCCCCCGGCCAGACAACUCUGCAGAGUUCUAUGCUUUCUCCACAUUUGCCAUGCAGCUGAAUGAGCUGGAGGAAGGCAUGAAGGGGGUCCUACCCCCCACAGACUGUCGACUCAGGCCUGACAUCAGACACAUGGAGAAAGGAGACAUAGACUCGGCAAGUGCAGAGAAGAAGAGGGUAGAGGAGAAACAAAGACUGUCCCGGAAAAAUCGCUCCAAAUCAACCGAGGAAUGGAAAACAAGGUGGUUCCACCAGGGCACCAACCCCCACAACAAAGCUCAGGACUGGCUCUACUCCAACAGCUACUGGGACCGGAACUACUCCCUGCUGCCUGAUAUAUACUGA